Purpureocillium takamizusanense is the source of this 500-nucleotide messenger RNA. RefSeq lists its product as uncharacterized. The record is from RefSeq and is a predicted model, not a curated record. Lineage: Eukaryota; Fungi; Ascomycota; Sordariomycetes; Hypocreales; Ophiocordycipitaceae. The coding region runs from base 136 to 381 and encodes 81 amino acids. The transcript has 2 exons.
CUCCGGGUCGGAGGUAUCCGUACAAGGCGACUAGCGGGCCUCACGCUUGGAAUAUAAAUACCACUCAAUCCGUGGUAAUGCGGCGCUUGAUGGAGUUUGUCUCUUACCAUUUCUCUCGACUCAUAAACCUUCAAUAUGCACUUCAACGCACUCCUGUCUGGCGCUGUCGCCGCCCUGCUCGCCGCCGGCGUCGCUGCCGACUGCUCCCCAACCCACCCCAUCGGCGACAAGUGCCCGUCCACGAGCGAGGGUGCCUACUUCUGUGACCCCUCAUGCUCCAACGUCAUUAUCUGCCACGAUGGUGUCGUCCAGCUGAACAACAAGUGCAACCCGGGCUGCUGCAAGUACCAGAACGGUGGCAUUCCUUACUGCUCUUGCUAGAGGGGUUCAAAUUGGAAGGGUCGUAGACAGAAAGAAACAUGUUGUACUUCUCCAAAUAGUGUCAAUGUAAACGCUACGAGGACGCGACGCUGCGCGUCUUUUGCAGCAUUAGCCGAUGA